CCCUGAGAAAACCAUCCCAAAACACAGAACACGCAGUGCACAGUACUAGAACACCACCUCCUGCUCAAACCGUAGAGCAAUCAAUCACCAAUGGCCCCCAAGCCUGCCCUCUUCCUUGCCCUCGGCCUCCUCUUCGCUGUUGCCGCCCAUGGCUGCACACCCUACUGCCCCGGUCCAGUCGUCCCUACGCCGCCGGUCGUGCCGACGCCGUCUCACGGCCACGGCGGGCGCUGCCCGAUCGACGCGCUGAAGCUGAGGGUGUGCGCUAACGUUCUGGGCCUCGUCAAGGUCGGCCUACCCCAAUACGACCAGUGCUGCCCCCUGCUGCAGGGGCUCGUCGACCUCGACGCCGCCGUCUGCCUCUGCACCGCGAUUAAGGCCGAUGUCCUCGGCAUCCACCUCAACGUGCCCGUCAGCCUCAACCUCAUCCUCAACAAGUGCGGCAAGAUUUGCCCGGCCGACUUCACCUGCCCUCAGUAAGAUGGAGAGCUGAUGUAGCAGAAGUACCCAUCCACGGAACAUACUCUCGUACUCACGCGAUUCCAACUUUUACUUCAUUGCUUUGCAAUGGCGAGAUGUUGCAUGUGAUCGAACAAGUUUGUUGUAAUUCUUUUGCUGUAUGUUUGGUUCGUAUACCGUUUUAAAUUGCCAAUAAGAAAUGUUCAUCUUUUUAGAGAAAGAGGUAAGAAUUGUUCAUGAUCAGUCAGUAUGUAAGAACUACAUAUGACCCGAACUUCUGUGACAGUGAUUAUAUGUUUGAUUUU
Messenger RNA from Setaria italica (foxtail millet), 764 nucleotides. RefSeq names its product cortical cell-delineating protein. NCBI's taxonomy places the organism in Eukaryota, Viridiplantae, Streptophyta, Magnoliopsida, Poales, Poaceae. The transcript has a single exon. The record is from RefSeq and is a predicted model, not a curated record. Bases 91 to 480 code for a protein of 129 amino acids.